Messenger RNA from Hepatospora eriocheir, 1463 nucleotides. Lineage: Eukaryota; Fungi; Microsporidia; Hepatosporidae. The record is from the annotation of a GenBank genome assembly.
AUGUAUAGAAGAAACCAACAAAAUUAUUCAAGAAAUUUUGAAAUGAAACCAAUAAUAAAUAAUAACCCACCAAUAGAUAACUUUAAGAAGGAUUUCUAUGUAGAUGAAAAUGCUAUAAGUAUAGAAGAAGCAGAAGAGUUAAGAAGUAAGUGGAAGAUGCAAUUAAAAGGGGAAAACAUUCCAUUACCGGUAAGUAAAUUUGAACAAGUAACUAGUAAUAAAGAAGUGUUAGAAUCAUUUAAACGUAAAGGAUUUGGAGAACCAACACCAAUUCAAUCACAAGGUUGGCCAUUAGCUCUAAAGGGAAAAGAUAUGGUUGGUAUUGCCGCAACAGGAUCUGGUAAGACAUUAUCAUAUUUGUUACCAGCUUUAAUACAUGCCAAAGAUCAAGUGAGUUUAAGAGAAGGAGAUGGACCAAUAGUGCUUAUUUUAGCACCAACUAGAGAAUUAGCAUUACAAAUUGAUGAAGUUGCCUAUGAAUAUGGAAGAAUGUUUGAUAUGUCAUCAUUAGCCGUUUAUGGAGGUGUAUCAUAUAACGAACAAUAUAAGAAGUUAAGAAGGGGUGUUGAAAUAUUAGUAGCAACACCAGGAAGAUUAUUUGAUUUAUGUGAUCGUAAUUUCUGUGAUCUUAGUAGAGUUACUUUUAUGGUAAUAGAUGAGGCAGAUAGAAUGUUAGAUAUGGGAUUUAAACCACAACUUGAUAAGAUAGUUCCAAGAACUAAUAAAAAUAGACAAACACUCAUGUGGAGUGCAACAUGGCCUAAAGAAGUAAGAAAUUUAGCAAACUCAUACAUGGGCACUAAUGAUUAUUGUCAGAUAUUUAUUGGAUCAACAGAACUUACAGUAAAAGCAAAUGUUAAACAAAUAGUUGAAGUUGUUAGUGUUCAUGAUAAGAUAAAAAAGUUACAGUUAGUUCUUUCUUCACAGCAAGAUGAGAUAGGUGGAAGAGUGAUUAUUUUCUGUAAUCAGAAGUCGAGAUGUAAUAAUAUGGAGUAUAUGUUACAAGAUAAAGGUAUAAAAGCAGCUGCAAUUCACGGUGAUAAAACACAGAGUGCUAGAACAGCUAUUAUUAAUAACUUUAAAGAUGGUAGGGUGCCUAUACUUAUUGCUACAGAUGUAGCUGCAAGAGGACUUGAUAUUGAAGAUGUUAAAAUGGUAAUUAAUUAUGACUUACCAGUGAAUGUAGAAGAUUAUGUUCAUAGAGUUGGUAGAACAGCUCGUGGUAAUGUAAAAGAAGGAAUGUCAUUUAGUUUUUUUUCACCUGAAGAGGAUGGUGGUAAUGCUAGAAAGUAUAUUGAAUUGUUUGAGAAAGGUAAAGUUGACAUUCCAAGAGAAAUUUAUGAUAUCGCUGAUAGAAGUGCUCCAAGAAGACAAACAAGAUAUUCAUCAUUUUCAAGAGGAAAUAAUUCAUUUAACAAUUCUUAUAGAAGAAAUAAUUCAUUUAACAAUUCUUAUAGAAGAAA